GGAAAAAUAAACCAGUGACAUUUGUUCUAUUUACACUAACAAAUUAAUAUCUCAUGUCUUCAUUCAGUCCUGUUUCAUCAGAUUAAUGGAACUUUUGGCGCCGGACUAUUAGCAAAUGAGCGGGAAACAAUAGAAUGUCACGUUGUGAUAGAUUUAGAUAUUAGGAAAUAUAUCGGAGCAUCUGGAAUACCCUAACGCCACGGUAGCAGUGCUUCAACGUUGCAAAUGGAGGUAGAAGUGGGGCGAUGGCUGAGCGAGAGCAUCGCGUCGGAUCCGUCGGCGCUUCGUUCUGCCACUAUCAAUUUACAAGCCGCCGAAGCAUCGCCCGGCUUUGCCAUGUCUCUGCUUUCACUUUCUGCAGUGGGUCAGGAUCCAGGACAACGGACUGCUGCGGCCAUAUAUCUUAAAAACUAUGUCCGUAAUCAUUGGAGUGAUGGUGGCUCAGCACAAUUAAAUGAGCGCCUUGAUUUUAGAAACCAGCUUGUGCAAGUGCUUCUUGAUGCUGAUGCACAGGUUGUGAGGCAUUUAGCUGAAGUGUAUUCUUUAAUCAUAGCAAAUGACUUUGUUCGGGAAAACACAUGGCCAGACCUAGUUACAGCUUUAAGAACAGCAGUUCAAAGUAGUAAUUUGGUGAAUGGAGCUACAGGAUUGCAAUGGAAGACAGUCAACGCACUUAUAGUUCUACAGACAACCAUAAAGCCUUUCCAGUACUUUAUGAAUCCAAAAGUGGCAAAAGAACCUGUCCCAGUACAAUUGGAGUUGAUAGCAGAGGAGAUCCUUGUUCCUUUAUGUAGGAUAUUUCAUCAUUUUGUACAGGCAGAGCAAUUUAGAGACAUGACUAUUGAUGCCUUGGAGAAGGAACAUGUUCUACUUAUUUGCUGCAAGUGCUUUCAUUUGGCUGUAAGGUCACACAUGCCAUCUUCCUUGAUUCCUUUAUUGCCUUCUUUGAAUAAGGACAUCAUGGUCCUUUUGGAUUCAAUAGCUGUUGAUAAGGACAUGGCAGAGUCUGGAGAGUCAAAGCUGAAAGUAGGGAAACGAUGUUUGCAGAUAUUCUGUACAUUGGUAACUCGCCACAGGAAACACACAGACAAAUUUAUGCCAGGGAUGGUAACAUUAGUGCUUAAAAUUGUCAAGCAGAAGCCACUAACUGACAAAUUUCAUUCCUUGCGGGAGCGCAUCAUUUCAUUAGCAUUUGAUCUGAUUUCACAUGUUCUUGAAACUGGUCCUGGUUGGCGACUAGUUGCAUCUCAUUUUUCUUCCAUAUUGGAAGAUGCAAUUUUUCCUACUUUAAGAAUGAACCAAAAGGAUGUGGUGGAGUGGGAACAAGAUCCUGAUGAAUACAUGAAUAAAAAUCUUCCGUCUGAUUUGGGUGAGGUGAGUGGUUGGAGGGAUGAUCUUUAUACACCACGGAAGAGUGCCUUAAAUCUUCUUGGGGUCAUUGCAUUGUCUAAGGGGCCUCCCAUGUCGAGUACAACUAAUAAGAUUGUGGCUACAAAGCGCAAAAAGGGUGGGAAGAGUACAAAAGGAAAAGGAGGUGAAGGAUCAGCUGGUCAGUUAUUGGUGAUACCAUUUCUAUCAAAAUUUGUUUGUCCUUUUGAUAGUUCAUCUGGACCUACAGACACAAUUAUGAAUUACUAUGGUGUGUUGCUGGGAUAUGGAAGCCUUCAAGAGUUUUUCAAAGUUCAAAGCCCUCAGCAUGUAGCAUUGCUGCUUCGAACUCGAGUGCUUCCUCUUUAUUCAAUGUCCUCACCUUCACCUUAUCUUAUUGCUAAUGCUAAUUGGUUGCUAGGAGAGCUUGCAGUAUGUCUUCCUGAAGAGUUAAACCAGGAGAUAUAUAAUGCAUUGUUAAAAGCAUUAGAUGCACCAAAUGUUGGAAAUAUAUCUUGGCGACUUGUCUGUGCCUCUGCAGCUGGUGCUCUUGCAGUACUUCUUCAGGAGGAAUAUGAGCCAGCAGAGUGGGUAAGCAUAUUACAAACUGCUAUAUCUGGAAUAACUAAUAAGGAAAAGGAAGAUGUAUGCCUUUUGUUGCAAUUGCUAGCUACUGCAGCAGAGAUAGGUGAAGAGAAAGUUGCUCUACAUGUGCCAAUGAUGAUAUCUACUAUCAAAGGGGAUAUCUCAAGGCACAUUCCACCUGCCCCAGAGCCAUGGCCACAGGUUGUAAAUUUAGGGUUUUCAGCAUUAGCUGCAAUGGCUCGAUGUUGGGAUAAUGCAGAACCUGGUGAAAAUGAGAAUGGAUCUAUAUCAUUAGAGAACUGGAAAGCUGGCUGUGUUUUAGUGGCUAGUUCAUUUUCUGAUCUUUUGCAACAGGCAUGGCUUUCUCAUAUGAAGGAAGGGAUGGUUUCUGAGAUACUACCUCCUCCUUCAUGUUUAAAUCAAGCAUCGGUACUACUAUGUUCUGUUUUGAAGUAUAUUAAUGAAUCUGAAUUGAUGACAAGACUCAAAGUUGAAGCUCUUUUACAAGUUUGGGCAAACUUGAUAGCUGAAUGGAAUGCGUGGGACGAGGAAGAGGAUCUAACUGUAUUUGAAGCAAUUGAAGAGGCUACUGCUUUUAAUGAAAAGUUCCCGUUAAAAAACUACAUAAAGUCAAAUAUUCCUCCACCACCUGUGCCACCUGUUACGCCACGUUCCAUUGUUGAAGCCAUUGCCACAUUCAUUAGCUCAGCAAUAGAGCUGGCAUAUACUGCUGCAACAUGGCGUGCUUGUUUGGUUUCGCAUUCUCUUCUUCAUAUUCCAAAGUUUUCAUUUGAUAGUGAAAGCACUAGGCAGACUUUAGUAACAUGUUUUGUGCAGGCAUCAUAUUCCCGUUUUCAGCAGCUUAAGAGUGGAACUGUGCCACUUGGGAAACCACUUGUACUAGUUAUUGCAGCAUGUUAUCAAUGUUUCCCAAGCUUGGUAGAGAAAAUUUUGCUAGACGAAAAUGACAUGCAUGAUCCUGGGAAUGGAUUUUUCAAAUGGGUUGAAGCUUUGGCUUAUUCGGCAAAUGGUUCUUCUGAGCCAUGUUUGUUGUUGGAAUCAGAGCUUAAGUUAGGUGUGAUGACAUUGGUUAAAGUGCUCGAACAUCUUUUAGCACUGGCUUGUAACCAAAUGAUGUUGGAGGUGGCACACAGUUGUUACCAAUCUCUGUUAGAAGCAACCAUUCGUUUGAAAGAAGUUCAGGAAGCAGAAGAUAGAGAAGAUGAUGAUGAUACAGAGGAUGAUGAUGAUGAUGACGACGGCAAUGAAGAAUCCGAUGAAGAGGACGAGGAUUCUGAUGAUGGUGGACAUGAAGAGACCGAAGAAGAAUUUUUAGAGAGGUAUGCUGAGACUGCACGUGAACUGGAAAACAAAUUGAUUGAUGAAGUAGAUACAGAUGAGAAUGGGCAAGAAAUUGAACUAGGUCUUCUGGGAAUGGCAGAUCAUUGGGCUGCUGUUUCUUCUUUGAUUCAAAAGUACCAUUGUCAUCUCAUUAAUGUAAAACCAUUGCCACAAGAGUUGGUUACCAGAUUUCUUGAGAACUUUCCAGGUUGCUCUCAGUUGUUUGGCUAAUUGUAACUUUGUUUAUGUGCCUCAGAAAAUUUGUAUGAAUAUUGUAUUAUAUGUAUUAUGCAGCUAUUUACUUUUCAGUUUCCAUGCUGAUAUUUAAUGCUUAUUGAGUAUACCAAUUUUGUAAGAAAUUUAGCUUUCAAGCUCGAUGUGUUUGGGCUUAUGUUUUUAUUGAGAAAACAAAGUGGUGUAGUCUACAACAAAACAGCAAGUGAUUAUUACCUGCAUUAUAUUCCACAGAUAUUGCUUAAGCUAUAAUGUCAACUUUGGUUGUCUUUAAUUAGUGCAUCUGCAGUCACUAGUCUUGAGGAGAGUACUGAAGCUGAUUUUAGACAUUUGAUUAUUGAUUUCAUAUUUUGUUGCAUCCCUGCCAAGCAAAGCUGUGAGCAUGUGUGCUUAAAGAGUGUGAGGUAGCAUGUGAGCAUUAACUCGUCAGUUCAAAAUCCAAUGUGUAAACAGAAUCAGUAUAAAUUUGAUAUAUUGAUAUGUUAUCAUAGUUUUCAGUCA
This is a messenger RNA of Cryptomeria japonica (Japanese cedar), 4029 nucleotides long. RefSeq lists its product as uncharacterized. Gene Ontology annotation, molecular function: small GTPase binding. Bases 226 to 3525 code for a protein of 1099 amino acids. Gene Ontology annotation, biological process: protein import into nucleus. Lineage: Eukaryota; Viridiplantae; Streptophyta; Pinopsida; Cupressales; Cupressaceae. The transcript is spliced from 22 exons. The record is from RefSeq and is a predicted model, not a curated record. Gene Ontology annotation, cellular component: cytosol; nuclear envelope.